AGUUGACUCUUAUUAAAUAUGAAAUAACUUACAAAAUUACUUUGUUAAAUGGAAUUGGGUUGUUGAGUAUGUUUAUUGGUUCAGUGUUAGUGCUACAGAAGAACUAAAACAAUUAUUAAUCACUGGAUCAGCAUUAGUAUUAAGCAACAUCAGUUGAUCUAAUUUAAAGCAAUAACCUGUUAUUUUAAUGAACUCUAGCUUAAUAGUUUUUGCCUUUCUGAGAUUUCAUUCUGAUUCACAUUGCUAGGUAGGAAACUUAAAAUGACCCAUACGCUCCACACUCUUUCAAUAAAAUGGGCUGGUUAGAUCCACGUGUGUGUUUUCCAAGGACCUGUCAGAACACCCAAAUGUAUAAACCAGAGCUGCCAGGCAUGGUGAUGGUGUCACACAAGGGACUUAGAGAAAUCAUUUAGGUUUCUUUUUUUUCAAAGUCAGGCAGUUGACUACUUUGUUGUACUUCAUAAGCUGAGGAAUAUAUCCCAUACAACUUGUCCUGCAACCUGGAGGACUGCUAUUGAAUGAACAACUAUAUUAAAUUGCUUUGAACAAGGAAAACUCUUUUACUAGUUAUUUUAGGAUGUUGCACUAUAGUUGUAUGUGUUUAUUGUAGCAUGUCAGAAAAUAACCAGUUAUUUUUCUGGAUAAACUGCAGGACUUGUUUGAAAAUUUGCUGGAUAGUUAAUAUUUACUAUUUAUCCAAUCUACCAUAAAUUGCAAAAUACAGCCAUCCCUCCUGAUUUGCGCGGGAUGCACACACACACUGAGAAUCUGGAAAAACACAGAUAUUCAAGUCCCCAUUGAUUUCAAUGGUGGUGUGCUCUCGUGUACACACACCAUUUUGCCCCUCCCCACUUGCCAUCCAUGAAUGGGUGAGACCACAAAAUCCAAAUCCACAUAUUGGGAGGGACGACUUCUAUUUUCAGAUGGAUUAAAUGGGCAUAAAGUUGAUGAAUGAAGGUCAGUGUGCAGUGUACACAUUGUAUCCUCCUCUUCUCAUCUAUUCCCAUUCGCGCUCUCUCUCUCUCUUGAGGCGGGUCUGAAUUGUCAAUAUUUCUCCAGGAAAAGAUAACCAUGGGUUCAUGUUUUCUUUGUGCUGUGCACCAACAGAGUUUAUUGGAAAAAGAAGUAAAAAGAAAAAAAAAAGUGUUAUACAUCUGUAAAGAUCUGUAGUAGAGUAAAUCUAUAAAUCAGCUUGGCUGUCUCAAGAAGGAUAUUGUAAAGAUAGAAAACAUGCAGAAGGGAAUAAAUAGUAUAAGUAAGAGAUUAGAAUUUCUUUCCUGUGAGAUUAAACUACUUGAGAUUUUUCUAUUUAGAAAAAGGACCAAAUAGAGGGUGCUGGAAGAUUAUAAAAAUAAUCAUACUGGGAAGAAAAUAUGUAAAAUAUCACCCUCAAAAAUAAAAUUGUGACAGUGAAUUAAGGAGAGCUUAAAUAAAAUGAUUUUUCAAAAAAAUGUGUAAUAACUUUUGUAGGUUAAUACAGUCGGCCUUCCAUAUUCAUGGCCUUGAUUAUUCACGAGGUAAAGGUCGCUAAUGUGGGCAUUCCCCUCCCUUUCAGUGCCCAAUAUCUCCUUGGGCAGUCCAGAGAGAGAUGGGGAGGUGAAGGCUCUGGAAGGGCCAAGGCACCUCUUGCCUUCUCCUCCCCAUCUUCUCUUUGGGUUUCCCAGGGAAAGGAUAGAGAGGCAAAGGAUCUAAGAGGGGCCAAGGCACCUCUUGCCUUCUCCUCCCCAUCUUCUCCUUGGGUUUCCCAGGGAAAGGAUCGGGGAGGCAAAAGGGUCUAAGAGGAGCCAAGGCACCUCUUGCCUUCUCCUCCUUGAUCUUCUCCUUGGGCUGCCCAGGGAAUGGAUCAGGGAGGAGAUGAGGCAGGGAGCCAAUUAAAGGGACAGGUGGGUGAGGAAAAAGGAACAUGGAGCGCUGCUCCUCUUCCCCCGCUCACCCUUCCCUUUAACUGGCUUCUAAGUGAGGGGUGGAGUUAAUUCACAAUCUUUCCAUGUUCACGGGGGUCUCAUUCCCCUAACCCCUGUAAAUAUUGAGGGAGGACUGUAAUUCCCUGCUUCAAGAUGCAGUUUUGGUCACUGGUUUUGAAGGCUUUAAAGAAAUUAAGACAGCUUCAUGGAGCGUCGGCCAGUUAGUGCCUAUUAGCUAUAAUAGCUAGAUGCUCUAUUGAGAGACACGAGGCCUCUGAAUCCCAGUUGCUGGGGGCAUAUUGUAGGGAAAGUGUAAUAAUGCUUCUGUGUCAUGUUUAUAGAUUUGACUGACUCAUCAGAUUUGCACAGUGCCUUGUGUAACUCAUAGUCAUACCAUUUACUGUAUAUUAAAUUAUAUAAAUUGUAAACAUAUUUAUAACCUUAAAAGUAUGUUACCAUUUUUACUGUUGUUUUUGGAAACCAUUUGUAUCACAGCAAAAUUAUAUGAAGAGAUACUAUUCCUUUGGAUACCCAGCUAUUGAUUAGUAUUUUCUGAAACCAAGUCUGUAUCUAAAGACACCUAUUUACCAACAUUUUAGAAUUCCCAUGAAGUAUGAUAAACUUCAGAAGAAAACAAAUGUGUUUACAUGGCUUGUCUUGUGUAACUACCAAAAUUGUCCCUUUUAUCUCCAGCCUGUUGUGUAAGCAACAAUGUUUUCCUGCUUGUGUGAGGGUUGUCUGUUUGUCUUCGUUAUUAUUGCUAGAUUUAUUACCUGUCAUAAAGAGAACAUUUUGGUGAAAAUAAUUUAAUCAAGUGAUCACCAGCAGUGUCUGUUUAAGCCAACUGAGUACUGUAUUAUGGACUACAGCUGCUUAAUGUCAUCUCCAGCUGGUGGAUUGUGGAGCAUUUUUGAAGGCCAUGUCACCUUGAACUAUAAUUUUAUAAUGCAAAGCAGGAAUUCUUUUUAAAAAAGAAAAUAAUCUGAAGCCAUUUCAGAUGUUGGUAAACUGCUCCCAUCAGGCUUGGUCAAAAUAGUCAAGGUGAAAGACAAUGGGAGUACAGUCCAGUACGUUUGGAAAGCCACAUGCUCCCUAACAAUGAUCUAAAUGGCAAUACAAAAACUUACCAUAUAUGUUGGAAUUGUGUUUUGCAAAAGGCUACAAAAGGACAUAUCCCAAUACCUGUCAAGAUUAUAGGCGAACUUUAAAAACCUAUGCGGAACCAUUCUGGAUCAACCCAAAGGCCUUAUCAUGUCCAUCAUUCUGUCUACACAGUGGCCAAUUAGUUGCCUAUGCAAUGUUCAAAACAGGACAUGGACACAAUAUUAUGUUCCUGCUAAUAUUCCCUCAUAAAUGAUAUACAGAGCAAUGCCUCUGACAUUAGAGGUAGGUAAGACAUCGCCAUUAUGCCUAGGAGGCAUUGAUUGCAUUUUUCAGAUUCCACACAAACAGUUGGUUUUGGAGAAACUGUCUUCCCAAUAAGUUCUGUUCAUGACUGCUGCCUGGCCCCCCAGCACUAUACACAGAGGCUUGGAUGACAAAGGGCUAGUAAACUAACGUCGUUUGAGUUUUACAGUUGUUACCACAGUAAAUUUUAUAGGCUGAAAAGGAAUAGUAUUUGAUAGUUUUAAUAUGUUAGGUAAGGUAUAGCUCAGCAAUACCAAAACACACACACUUGUUAACAAGAAUGUCAACUUUAACUUAAUGCUUUCAAUGGAAGAAUAAUCCAAAGCUGCAACUGCACUGGUUCUUUCUUUGCUGAUGAUGGAAUAUUUGCCUUCAAGUGUGCCCGUGCAGAAGAACUAUUUAAUAUGUUGCAAGAGAUCAUGCAGAACAAUAGUAUAAAUGUGGUAGAAGAGCCAGUAGUUGAAAGAAACCCACAUCAAACAGAGAUGGAAGUUCCAAGAACACCUCGCACACCUACUACACCAGGGUUGAGUGGACAGAGUUUACCCAAUGGAUAUCCAAGGUAUCCUUCAUAUGGAGAUGCUUCAUCACAUCCCUCCAGUAGGCACCCUUCUGUAGGAAGUACACGUCUUCCUUCAGUAGGUGAAGAGUCAACACAUCCCUUGCUUGUAGCUGAGGAGCAAGUCCAUACAUACGUGAAUACAACUGGUGUACAAGAGGAAAGAAAAAACAGACCAAGUGUGCGUACACCUCUGGAGCGAAGGGUUUCCAGUACAGAAAUGAGCACCCCGAGAGAAGAUGAAAUUUGCUCUGAUGACAGAGAUGCCCAGGUUGUACUGGAGCCUGAAGGAGUCAAAUUUGUUUUGGGCCCGACACCUGUUCAGAAGCAGUUAAUGGAGAAAGAAAAACUGGAAUCAAGUGGCAACAGUACUCAAGCUAGUGGGAACAGUACUCAGGCUAGUGGGAACAGUACUGAAACUAGUGGCAGCAGUACUCAAGCAUGUGGCAGUAGUAACAAUGAAUGGGACACUGGGUAUGACAGUGAUGAACGCAAAGAUGCUUCCUCUGGUAACAAACUGACAUAUGAAAAUGUAAAUAGAUUGUCCAUCCCUAGCACCUCAGGGAUCAGGAGGGGUCGUCUGAUAUCAUCCAGUACCUCCGAUACUCAAAAUGUCAACAAUUCAGCUCAGAGGAGAACUGCAUUGUUAAAUUAUGAAAAUCUGCCAUCUUUGCCUCCAGUUUGGGAAGCCCGCAAGCUCAGUAAAGAGGAGGAUGACAUUUUAGGACCAAAGACACCUUCUCUUAACGGCUAUCACAAUAAUUUAGAUCCCAUGCAUAAUUAUGUCAAUACAGAGAAUGUAACAGUGCCAUCAAGUGCUCACAAAAUAGAAUAUUCAAGACGUCGGGACUGCACCCCAACAGUCUUUAAUUUUGAUAUUAGGCGACCAACUUCAGAACACAGGCAGCUCAACUAUAUACAGGUUGAUUUGGAAGGUGGUAGUGAUUCUGACAACCCUCAGACUCCAAAAACUCCUACCACUCCACUUCCACAGACUCCAACCAGGCGCACAGAGCUGUAUGCUGUGAUAGACAUUGAAAGAACAGCUGCUAUGUCAAGCUUGCAGAAAGCACUGCCUCGAGACGACGGUACUUCUAGAAAAACUAGACAUAACAGUACUGACCUGCCUAUGUGAGCCUGGAAAGCAUUAGUUAAAUCAUUUGCACCUUUGUGAAUUUUUUUUAAUUGAAUGAGUGCUCUGUUUGACUUUUUAAAUGCUAUCACUUUUCAUAGACUUAUAGGGUUUUUUCCCUUCAUGUGCUUGUCUAAAGGGAAUUUUAAGGUAGAAAGAGUAUUUAGUAACACUAUCAUUUUACAACUGUAGAAGCAGCUUUUGGUCAGUGUUGCCAUCUUUUUAUAGUGCCUAUUUCAUUGACUGAAAGUUGUAGUGGCAUGCCAGUGUUGACAGACUAGCCGCGUACAUAAAGUCACUGAAGAUGUUAUGACACUUCUAUGCCUCCUGAAAAUAGCAUUGCUCACAGAUCAGUGUAAUCUCUCAAAAUAUAUAUCUGAUGAUUCACAUGUUCAAGUUCAUGUGGCACAAAUGAGAGAGUUUCUCAUCAGGCUAAGUUGUGUUCAAACAUGGUAUAAAUUGUUUUAUCUUGUUUUUUAUGGACUAAAUAAAUUUCUGGGCCAUGAACCAGUGUUUAGUAGGACUGACCCCUAAAACCUUCCUAAUAGAAGCAGCUUGCCAUGUUACUGAAGAGUGCUAGUCUUUUAAUAUAGCCAGUUAAUAGAUUUCAGAUUUUAAAAUGAUGACUGGAGUGCCAUUACUUUAAGAGUUGUCAGGCUAGGGACAGAAUUUUUUUAAUGGAAAUCUGCAACUUGAUAAAACGUAUAUUAGCUAGCACUUGGUUUCAGUUUUAAAACAGGCCAUGAACUAAUGAUCAGAUGCACUUUAAAAUCACCAACUACAAAUCCAGCAACUAGAAAUUGAAAACCAUCUUCUUAAUGUCAGAUCUUUUUUGAUUUCAGAAUGAGACUGUGUGUCAGUUACAGGACUUGUUGGGUUUUUUUUCCCUCUGCAAAGGAUGUAUAUAUAUUUUUUGUACCUAGAUAAAAUUGCAUCUUUUGAUAACCUGAAAGGGUGUCAUUGAAGAAUAUGGUACUAUAAGACUAAAACGCUAUAUGAUUGAUUGAUACAAAGAGUAGCAUUCUGCCAGACUUUUCCCCUGCCUUUGAAGACCAGUAGUAUCCCAUGCAUUGUGAAGGGAUGCAGUCAUAAGGAAAGAAACAAUAAUUCAAGUCAGAUCUCCCUUAUGUGUGCAGAAAUACUAUCCACUAGUGCACAGGGCUUUUUGGGUUCCAGUCUGUAUCUUAAAUAUUCCUUUUCAGACCAUUUUGGAAGUAGAGCUUCAGGACUGAUUUGCUUUUAUUGCCGUUUGAAAAGUCACACCUCUCUUUAUCAAAGUCUGAAACCAGCCUUGGUUUAGGUUUGCCAUGUUUUUUUUCUGUACAGUUGUACAGUUCACUCUAGAGCAGUGAUUCCCAAACUCUGGUCAUCCAGGUGUUUUGAACUUCAGCUCCCAGAAUUCCAGGCCACUGGCCAAGAUGGCUGAGGCUUCUGGGAGCUGAAUUCCAAAACACCUGGAUGGCCAGAGUUUGGGAAUCACUGCUCUAGACAGUUGUGAUGCUAUUUAUAGUAACAUUAUGUCUGGCGGGAUAUUUUUACUUUUAGUUCUGUAAAAUGUUCUGUUUCCUUCCUUGCUUUUCAUUCAUUUUUUCCAUUUUCCUUGUACAGUAUUUAGGUUGUAAACCCUUAAUUUUGUACAUAGUCUUUGUUCAGUGUAUUUUGUGUGUAGCAUCUUGUUCAGUUUCUUUAUUGCCAUGGAAAAGCUUUUUGAAGGCCCAUUGGUGGUACUGUCGCUUAUCAGAAAGGCCUUCCUUAUUACUUGCACAAAUGGAAACAUGCAUAUUCGAUGUUUGAGAACAGAAAGUGCUGUGGCACCUUAGAGGAGAGCAUGUUGAGACAUGAGUUUUCAUGCUUGUUUUCUUCCAGAAAAUAAUUGUGGGCCAUUGGAAUGGUGGGUGUGCAUACAUUGUAUAAUUUGUCAGUACAAGUCAAUAACAUGGUUCCAUAAAUAAUAGCACUCUUGGUUUCUGCGAGACCACGAUCUGUCUUAACCAUUUGUAUUGGGAUAUCUGUUUAAGAUGUCAAACAUAACCUUUUUUUUUUAUUGCUGCCAUAGUGUACUUUUUUGUGCUGGUGUGCUGAUCUCAAUGUCACUGUGUUCCAUCUUAAGCUAUGUUUGCUGGCACAACAAGUCUCAUGAAUAGAGUAUCUACUGAAUGUGUGCAGAAUCUCUGGAAAUAUUUAUCAAUAUAUGAACUUAACCCUCUAAUAGACGGAUAAUAGCUUAACUACUGCUGAAUAUUCCCAGGACCUCUGAUAUCUGCUUAUUUUACCUGAUAAUCUCUUCAGGACACCUUCACUUUCACAGUAAAGAUUCUUGGAGUACAGCCAUUGAAGUGCAAGGUUUAUAGCAGCACAGAAUAGUGGAACUGCAGGAGAAGCAAUCAUUGUCAUAAUGCUUAUAGAAUGGUAACAUUGUUCCUAUUAGUUUCAGAAACAUGGAGGCAAGUUUUUAUCCUGGAAUUGAAAAACAAAAGAAGAAAUAAGGGGGGAGAUCACAGUAUGUGAAACUUACUUUCUUACAAAACCUAAAUUUUCGUACUAUAAGCAUAUGGGUUGUAUAAUGUAUAACUUGGCGCAUAAUGGUACUCUUAUAUUUAUAAAAUUAAAAAUUAUAAACAUUAUUUAAACAACUGCAAAUCUGUCCCGUGUCAUAGUGCAGAAGCUGCAAAUCUAAGACUGCAGUCCUGUACCUGCUUAACUAGGAGUAAGUCCCAUUGAAUUCAGUGACAAAUCUCAGUAAAUAUGCAUAGGUAUCUUUAUUUCUUCCAAUUGUAAAAUAGAAAACAAAACUUGAAAUUAUUAUUUGAGUAAACAAAUAAAGGGUUUAUUGUAUUAAAUGUAAACUUGACCAUUAUCAUGCCAAAGCAGCAUGAAUAUUUUUAGAGAGAAGCUCUGAACAUUAUGUGGUGGCAGUAAAUCUGGAUAGUUGGUUAAACUUUGCAAUAAUGUAUUGGAUUGGAAAUGUGGUCCUGUGCACACUUCAUGUGGACUUAGUGUCAUUGAAUUCACUGAAACUUUAUUCUGAGUUAAAACAAAUAGGAACAGGCUUGAGCGUUCAGACAUUAUAGAGCUGCCCUACAUCUAUAUUUGUUUUAUUUAUAUCCCAUGGAUUGGAAGAUCUGCCCUCUGCUAUCAGAAAUGCCUUGCUAGGUUAAAUCAAAGCGCUGUCUAAUCUGGCAUUAUUUUGCCACUGUAGCCAGGCAAAUUAUGAAGGGAAGCCUACAACCAAGACAUGAGCACCUUCGGGUUUGUGUUCUCCAGCACCUGCUAUUUAGGGCCAUGCUUCCUCCAGUAUAAGAGGCAAAAAUUAUAAUAUCCCUGUCUUGAGUUCUUUUGUCAAGCAAAACUACUUUUCUGGUUACCUGUGGUUUUGUCUUCAUUACUUAAAGAACGUCAACUGCCUGAAAUACCUUUCUGCAUAUGUUAUAUGAGAAUGUAAUGAGAUUGUACAUCAGUUUCAGGUGAAGCUAGAAACCCGAGCCAGACUCCUUCAGACUGGUUCUGUUGCUUUCUGAGGCAAAGUGAGCUUCCCUUGAAAGUUCUCAGAGCUAAAACAGAAGCCCAGGUGAAGCUUAGAAAGGUUUCAAGAUUUUGUAGAUAUGUUACAGGAGGAGCUGACAUCUUUUAGAUACUGUUUCUGUGAAAAUAUCCAUGGUAGGUAGGU
Messenger RNA from Sceloporus undulatus (fence lizard), 8669 nucleotides. It is a transcript of the gene FRS2, whose product is annotated as fibroblast growth factor receptor substrate 2. The transcript is spliced from 4 exons. Bases 3716 to 5005 code for a protein of 429 amino acids. Gene Ontology annotation, biological process: cell surface receptor protein tyrosine kinase signaling pathway. The record is from RefSeq and is a predicted model, not a curated record. NCBI's taxonomy places the organism in Eukaryota, Metazoa, Chordata, Lepidosauria, Squamata, Phrynosomatidae. Gene Ontology annotation, cellular component: cell-cell junction; cytoplasm.